Molecule: messenger RNA, 390 nt
Organism: Racocetra persica
Lineage: Eukaryota; Fungi; Glomeromycota; Glomeromycetes; Diversisporales; Gigasporaceae
Source: the annotation of a GenBank genome assembly
AUGACUACUGUGCCUCCGAAACAAAAGAAAACCACUCAUACAAGCAUUUAUGUUAGACAAAUUGAUAAUAAAGAAUUGUUUCCUCCAACCAUUUCACCAGUAACAACAAAGUCACAAACAUAUAAUCCAGCUAAAUGGAAAACUUUAAAUCAAUCACUGCUAAAUGCAAAAAGACAACAUAAAAUUGACCAAGACUGGGCAGAAGUUUAUAAUAAUGAAAUAAAUAAAUUGAUCAAACAAUCUAUUCCUGAUAGAUGUAGCACAGAGAUAUCAUGUUGGAGGAAGACUUUCAAUUUGGUUGUGCUUGUAAUAGAAAGUAAUGGUAUUUGUCUUGAAGAUUUUCUUGAAGAAAUAAGAGAUUUGAAUAUUACAUUUAAUUAUCUUCAAGAA